Messenger RNA from Rasamsonia emersonii CBS 393.64, 2610 nucleotides. RefSeq names its product Protein kinase. Gene Ontology annotation, molecular function: protein serine/threonine kinase activity; ATP binding. NCBI's taxonomy places the organism in Eukaryota, Fungi, Ascomycota, Eurotiomycetes, Eurotiales, Trichocomaceae. The coding region runs from base 1 to 2610 and encodes 869 amino acids. The transcript has 3 exons. The record is from RefSeq and is a predicted model, not a curated record. Gene Ontology annotation, biological process: protein phosphorylation; intracellular signal transduction.
AUGCCCACUAACCACGUCAUCUCUCCAUCGGAACUAUUAGAAUCUCAACCGGCGAAGCAGGACCCCCCGGCGCAACCCUCCGCUGUCCAUGACUCGGCCAACUCGGACUCCAAGCCGGCCGCGGGGCAUCCGCACGCUGUCCGCUUUGCCUCGGUGAACGAGGAAAUCGACCCGGACCCGAGAAUGCAGUUGCAAUUCUCCCCAGAUUCAGGCCAGGAGGAAGAGGCCCGACCCAUUAGCAACGAUCUGGAACCAAGUGCAAAAGACGAGCUGCGGUCCCUGGCCGUCAGCCUGCAGAAGUCGCAGCUUCAGGAAUCGCGGCUACGUCAUUUUGCGUUUGAGCCCGUCUCUCUACCUCCCUCCAGGGUCACAUCCAAGGAGCCCAGUCCCAGCACUUCCCACGAGAACACUGUCUCUGGCAACACGUCGCCCCGCGUCUCUCCGCCAGUAUCCAUCAUGCAGUCACCCCCGCUUACCCCAGCUGCCACUCAUUCGCGUGACAGCAAGUCCACUGACAAUGCAUCCGUUCCGGCCCUUGUAUUUGAUAAAGCUCCAGCCGAUCAAGCCGUCAUGACCCCUCAAACCUCGGACCCAGCUUCAUCUUCUGGGAAACAACCUCCUCCACCUACUGCUCCGGCUCCCGCCCCCGAACCCAAUUCGUCUGAGUUAACUACGAAACGAAGCGGCCAGUCCGAAGGUUCAGCCCCUGCGCGAGAUCACGACAAGCAGAAAGCCCGAUUCUUUUUGGGUCCUUCGGCCGAUGGAAGCUCGCAGGAUGACAGUCCUCCACUAACGCCUAAACCCGAAGCCGGACCACCGCCUGCCGUCAUCCCGGGCGCAAUGACCCCCGUCGGCGAACCAAACGAUCCUUACGCUCGGAGUAAGCGGCCCCCUCCACCCAAAAAUCUGUCACAGUUGGAUCAGCGAUUUAUCUUCGGUGGGAUCGACUCGAAACGGCGAGGGCACCACUCGUCCACGUCGCUAUCUACGUCAGCGCCACGUUCGACUAGUGGGGAUUUGAAAUCACCCACCGACAAACGGUCUUCAUUCUUCGGCAGCAAGAAGGAUCACAAGGAUCACAAGGAUCACAAGGAUCGAAAUAAUCAUGACGGCGGUCUGGAGGGUAAGGCUCAUGGGUCGAUGGCGGAGCUCAAGCGAUUUUUCCGGAUGGGUCACCACAAGCACAAGCGGGGGGACUCUCCCUCGACUGCCUCCAAAAAAUCAAGCAAGUCAUCGGGCAAGACCCUUCCGUAUCAAAUGGCUCCAUCCAACGUUCCCUUUGCCGAUGAUCACGGUCUACAAUCCAAGUAUGGAAAGCUGGGAAAGGUUCUAGGAUCAGGUGCAGGCGGUUCGGUACGGUUGUUGAAACGCAGCAGUGACGGUGUCACUUUUGCUGUGAAACAAUUCCGCGAUCGUCAUUCAUGGGAAACAGAGAAGGAGUAUUCCAAAAAAGUGACAGCGGAGUUCUGUAUCGGUUCCACCUUGCAUCAUGGAAACAUCAUCGAGACCCUGGACAUCAUCCAAGAAGGUGGUCACUGGUACGAGGUCAUGGAAUACGCACCGUAUGACCUGUUUGCGAUCGUCAUGACGGGCAAGAUGACCAAGGAAGAAAUCGCGUGUGCCUUCAAGCAGAUUCUUAGCGGAGUCGCCUAUCUCCAUGGGAUGGGCUUAGCGCAUCGGGACCUGAAAUUGGACAAUGUUGUGGUCAACGAGCAUGGGAUCAUGAAGCUCAUUGAUUUCGGAAGCGCAGUGGUUUUCCGGUACCCUUUCGAGAACGAUAUUGUUUUGGCUUCCGGUAUCGUGGGUUCAGAUCCUUAUCUCGCUCCAGAGGUAUACGAUGAGAAGAAAUACGAUCCUCGUCCCACCGAUAUAUGGUCCCUGGCAAUCAUUUUCUGCUGCAUGACGCUCCGCCGCUUCCCCUGGAAGCAGCCCAGAAUAACGGACAAUUCCUAUAAGCUCUUUGUCUCCCCACCCACCCCAGGUACCCCUGUCCCCGACGCGGAGCCUAGACGUCGUACCGAUCAGCGACCCAAGUCUACUGCCGACCUCCAGUCCAUGGCGAAAGAGGCGAAGGCCGUUGCGGCUUCGGGCGACGCAGCCGAUAGUGCGGAGCAACAGAAAUCGCACCAUCAUCACCAUCACGACAGUCAGAGUAAUAGACUCCCUCGGUCAGAACCGGUGACAAGGGACGAGCCACCACCACACUCUCAACCCGAGCCCUCCCAACCUCAGCAAUCCAAACCUCAACAACCCCAACCCCAGCAACCGACGCAACCACCCCAGAAGUCUCCUUCUCGCCAGUCCAAACCGGAGACGACUAGUAAAGAAGCCCCCCCACUGCCACCGGGUUCUACAACGGGGCAGCGUCAAGAAGUUAUCAAAGGGCCCUGGCGAUUAUUACGCAUCUUACCGCGGGAAAGCCGAUAUAUCAUCGGCCGCAUGCUAAAAGUGAAUCCCAAGGAACGCGCGACUCUUGAGGAGAUCUUGUUGGAUGACUGGAUUCAAAGCAUCCAAGUGUGCCGACAGGAGGAGUCGGGCGCCAUCGUCAAGGCAACCAAUCAUACUCAUAUCCUCCGAGCCCCCUACUCCGAGCGUCCCAGUUCAAAGUAA